Salarias fasciatus (jewelled blenny) is the source of this 6187-nucleotide messenger RNA. It is a transcript of the gene adgrl1a, whose product is annotated as adhesion G protein-coupled receptor L1a. The transcript is spliced from 26 exons. Gene Ontology annotation, biological process: heterophilic cell-cell adhesion; adenylate cyclase-activating G protein-coupled receptor signaling pathway; cell surface receptor signaling pathway. Gene Ontology annotation, cellular component: plasma membrane; presynaptic membrane; axon. Lineage: Eukaryota; Metazoa; Chordata; Actinopteri; Blenniiformes; Blenniidae. The coding region runs from base 309 to 4895 and encodes 1528 amino acids. Gene Ontology annotation, molecular function: G protein-coupled receptor activity; carbohydrate binding; latrotoxin receptor activity. The record is from RefSeq and is a predicted model, not a curated record.
UUGGUCGGUUUGUCUUUAAGAUAGCAGCCUAUUAAUUUUUAAUUCUUAUGCAUCCGCACGAAGAGCGUAGCAGAGAGGAGAAAACGAGUGAUAACCAGAGGGGGAGAAAAGGAGAAGGAGGCAAGUGAGGAGAGAAAACCAGAAUGAAUGAGACACACUGAGCAAUCGAGGAGAAGGAGAUUGGCGGAAUCAAGGUUCACCCUCCGGGAGGGUGUGAGCUAAAGAAGUGCCACCCACUCACCUGUGCCUGCUGACCACCCCCAAGCUCCAGCCCCAUCCCUCACCCUCCCCCCUCCCCCCCUGCAAACAUGGCUCUGGCCGUCUGGAUUGUCUUCACCUGUGCCGUGACGUUCAGCAGCAUCGGCCCAUCCUCUCAGGCUCUGAGCCGGUCGAUGAUGCCCUUCGGCCUGAUGCGUCGGGAGCUGGCGUGCGAGGGCUACCCGAUCGAGCUGCGCUGCCCCGGAAGUGACGUCAUCAUGAUUGAGACGGCCAACUACGGUCGCACCGAUGACAAGAUCUGCGACGCAGACCCCUUUCAGAUGGAGAAUGUGCAGUGCUACCUGCCCGAUGCCUUCAAGAUAAUGUCACAGAGGUGUAACAAUCGCACGCAGUGUGUAGUGGUCGCCGGGUCAGAUGUGUUCCCGGACCCCUGCCCAGGGACCUACAAGUACUUGGAGAUCCAAUAUGAGUGUGUCCCCUACAAAGUGGAUCAAAAAGUAUUUGUGUGUCCGGGGACACUGCUGCGGGUGCAGGUGCCCAGCUCCCAGCAGGAGGCGGAGCACCAGGCGGGCGCCUGGUGUAAGGACCCGCUGCAGUCCGGGGACCGCCUGUACGUCAUGCCCUGGACCCCCUAUCGGACGGACAUGCUGUACGAGUACGCCUCCUGGGAAGACUUCAAACAGAACCGAGCCACCACGACCUACAAGUUGCCCAACAGAGUGGACGGGACGGGCUUCGUCGUGUACGACGGCGCCGUCUUUUACAACAAAGAACGGACGCGGAACAUCGUCAAGUACGACCUGCGAACGCGCAUCAAGAGCGGCGAAGCCAUCGUCACCAACGCCAACUACCACGACACCUCGCCGUACCGCUGGGGGGGGAAGUCCGACAUCGACCUGGCCGUGGACGAGAACGGCCUCUGGGUGAUCUACGCCACCGAAUCCAACAACGGUCGACUGGUGGUCAGCCAGGUGAACCCCUACACGCUGCGCUUCGAAGGCACUUGGGAGACCAGCUUUGACAAAAGGAUGGCGUCCAACGCCUUCAUGGCAUGCGGGGUGCUCUACGCAGUGCGGUCAGUGUACCAGGACGACGACAGCGAGGCGGGCGGCGACCUGGUGAUGUACGCCUACAACACCAACCGCGCACGUGAGGAACCCGUGAACAUCGCUUUCCCGAACCCCUAUCAGUACAUUUCCUCCGUGGACUACAACCCUCGAGAUAACCAGCUGUACGUGUGGAACAACUACAACGUGCUGCGCUACCCGCUGGAGUUCGGACCGCCGGAUCCCACCACCGGCCCUCUGACCACCACUCAAGUGACGGCCACUCUUCCAUCGAGGCCUUUCACCUCCAGCACCAGCCCUUCCACCGCGCGCCCUCUGGCCCCCACCUCGCGUCCAAUUGGCUCCAUCAACAAGCACCCCGACCUUCGACCCAUCACGGCCACCGUCCCCGUCACCAGGCACCCGCCCCGGCCUCCUCCGGGCCCCGAGCUGCAGGUCUGCGAGGCCAGGUUGGUCCGCGGAGUGGCCUGGCCCACCACCCAGCGAGGAGAAUCCGUCGACCGCCCGUGUCCCAAAGGAUCUUUAGGCAUUGCUUCGUUCCAGUGCUUGGCGGAGCAGGUCAUGUGGAACCCGCGGGGUCCCGACCUGAGUAACUGCACCUCCCCGUGGGUCAACCAGGUGGCCCAGAAGAUAAAGAGCGGGGAGAACGCGGCGAACAUAGCUGGCGAGCUGGUGAACCACACGCGAGGCUGGAUCCAGGCCGGCGACAUCAGCUCCUCCGUCCGAUUGAUUGAACAGCUGCUGGAUAUACUGGAUGCUCAGCUUCAAGCCCUCCGGCCCGGGAAUAAGGAGUCAGCUGGAAGAAACUACAACAAGUUCCAGAAGCGCGAGCGGACCUGUCGGGCGUACAUCCAGGCGGUGGUGCAAACAGUGGACAACCUGCUCCGACCCGAGGUCCUGGUGUCGUGGCAGGACAUGAACAGCACGGAGCAGGCUCACACCGCCACCAUGCUCCUGGACGUCCUGGAGAAGGGAGCCUUCCUGCUGGCGAACAACAUGUACGGCAAUCGCUUCUCUGACCGAGCCCCCAGCAUCGAUCUGGAGGUGCACGUCGUCAACACGGAGAUGGACCUGCAGGAUCUGUCCUUCCCCCAGAACUACGCCAGCGACAGCACCAUCCAGCUCUCCGCCUCCACCAUCAAGCAGUACAGUCGCAACGGACAAGUCAAGGUGGUUUUCAUUCUGUAUAAAAACCUGGGCUCCUUCCUGUCCACCGAAAACGCCACGGUGAAGAUGGAGGUGGAGGGACUGAACCACGACAAGAAGCGGCUGGUGGUCAACUCCCACGUGAUCGCCGCCUCCAUCAACAAAGAGUCCAGCAGGGUGUUUCUCACCCAGCCGGUGGUCUUCACACUCAAACACCUGCGGUCGGAGAACUACCACACUCCGAACUGCUCGUUCUGGAACUACUCGGAGCGCUCCAUGACCGGCCAGUGGUCCUCGCAGGGCUGCCGGCUGCUGGACACCAACGACACACACACCACCUGCUCCUGCAGCCACCUCACCAACUUCGCCGUGCUCAUGGCGCACCACGAGCCCGACGGGCGGAUGCACGACCUGAUCCUCUUUGUGAUCACCUGGGUGGGGAUCGUGGUCUCCCUGGUGUGCCUGGCCAUCUGCAUCUCCACGUUCUGCUUCCUGCGCGGCCUGCAGACCGACCGCAACACCAUCCACAUGAACCUCUGCAUCAACCUCUUCUUCGCCGAGCUCCUCUUCCUCAUCGGCAUCGACAAGACGGAAAACCCCACUGCCUGUCCCAUCUUUGCUGGUCUUCUGCAUUUCUUCUUCUUGGCUGCCUUCUCGUGGAUGUGUCUGGAGGGUGUGCAGCUCUAUCUCAUGCUGGUGGAGGUCUUUGAGAGCGAGUACUCCCGCAAAAAGUACUACUAUCUGUGCGGCUACUGCUUCCCCGCACUGGUGGUGGGCAUCUCGGCAGCCAUAGACUACCGGAGCUAUGGGACCAAGAAAGCAUGCUGGCUGCGAGUGGAUAACUACUUCAUCUGGAGCUUCAUUGGACCCGUUUCAUUUGUUAUUAUGCUCAACCUCAUUUUCCUCAUGAUAACUCUACACAAGAUGAUUCGCAACUCCUCGGCUCUCAAACCUGACUCCAGCCGCCUGGAUAACAUUAAGUCGUGGGCUCUCGGGGCUAUCGUCCUGCUCUUCCUGCUCGGCCUGACAUGGGCUUUCGGCCUUCUUUUUAUUAAUGAGAACACAGUAAUCAUGGCCUACCUUUUCACCACCUUCAAUGCCUUUCAGGGCAUGUUCAUCUUCAUCUUCCACUGUGCCCUGCAAAAGAAGGUCCAUAAGGAGUACAGUAAAUGUCUGCGUCACUCCUAUUGCUGCAGCCGCACCUCCACCAACAGCUCCCACGGUUCCCUGAAGAACUCGGGCCUGCGUGCCAACAACCGCUACUACAGCGGCAGCCAAGCUCGCCACGCAGCGGCCCACAGACAGAGUCGGAUCCGCAGGAUGUGGAACGACACGGUUCGAAAGCAGACGGAAUCUUCUUUCAUGGCGGGAGACAUCAACAGCACCCCGACGCUCAACCGUGCUACCAUGGGCAACCACCUCCUGACGAACCCGGUGUUACAGACUCGCACUGGCACCUCUCCUUACAACACUCUGCUGGCUGAGAGCUUCACUCCUCCCUCACCUGGUGUCUUCAACUCCACCGGAACCUUCCGUGACCCAAAGAGUACAUUAUCUAAGGGCCGAGACCCCUGUGGAAUGGAAACUCUGCCCCUGAAUGGGAACUUCAAUAACAGCUAUUCCCUACGCAGCGGCCCUGCAGGCGGAGGCGGUGGCAGCUGCGACUUCCUCAGCGGCGGCGGCGGCGGCGGGGGUGGAGACAGCCCCCCUCCCAUCUUCAAUCCUCGCAGCUCGGAGACGCUGGGCGGCGGAGGCAUCCGAAGAAACCUGUCUGACGCAGCCGCCUUCGAGAAGAUGAUCAUCUCCGAGCUCGUGCACAACAACUUGAGGGGCGGCGUCGGGGGAGGGGGCGGAGGAGGCGACGUAGGGGACAGAGCGUACGGGAGCCUGGCCAGGGGACGUCCUCAUGGCGGGGCCGGUCGGGGGACGGCGACAGCCGGGCCCGAGCCGUCCAUGAGCAUGGAUGAAGACGAGGACUAUCUCCGGGAAGGACGGCAGCGCACGCCGCAGGAUGUGGAGCUGCUAUAUAAAGCUCUGGAGGAGCCCCUUUUGUUGCAACGCGCCCAGUCGGUCCUCUACCAGAGCGACCCGGAGGAGUCGGAGAGCUACACGGCCGACCUCACGGAGAGCCUGGGCCACAGCGGCCAGAGCGGCAGCGGGCAGGGAGGCAACCGGGCGCCGGACUCCCCCGCCCGCGACUCCCUGUACACCAGCAUCACCAACCUGCGAGACUCUCCCUACCCCGACAGCAGCCCCGAGCCCCUGGAAGUGGUGCCCCGUUCGGCCCAGCCCCCAGAGGAGCUGUACUACGGCUCGGGGAGGCCCGCGGUGGGCUCCCGCGGGGCCCCCAUGCAGACCUUCUACCAGGCCCCGCCCCGAAGACCGAGCGGGGAGGGACACCAGGCUCCGGAGCCCGCCCACAGCGAGGGGGACGGACAGAUGCAGCUGGUCACCAGCCUGUGACUGGAGCCACGAGGAGGAAGUUGGGGACUGACAUGCUGGCCAGAGCCUCCUCCUAGCUCGUCUCCUUCUCACGUCUCUCCACUUUCUGCUUGUUUGGUUGCCUUUCUUUCUCUUGACUUUUAUUUAACUAGCAUAUGAACGGACAGAAUGACCUUCUGGGCGUCUCGGCUGCCCGUGCAGAAGCAGCCUUUCUCUCCAGUCCUUCCUGUGCAGUGGGCGCUCUGCAGAGUGCUCACUGGCUCUGUGUAACCAGUCAUUCCCAGUUCCUUUUGGUACCCUAGGGCCAAGUCCAGCACUCUGAAUGUACCAACCCACCCCUUUACCUUUGGAUAUUUCAAACUUUCAAACUUUGUUAAAGUUUUUUUUAAUGUAAUUUCUCUUCAGACCUGCCUCCGGAGAUGGGAAUAUCAUUUUAUAUUUUAUCUAAUUUCCCUUUCUUACCAUCUGUAGGUCUUUUUUGAGUCGUCAUUUGAUAGUAGUUCGCUGUGGAGACGGGGAAUAUCGUACACUACUUCAACCUAAAAAAUGUCUCACAGCAAGCUCUUCAUUGUUGCCAAAAAUAUCUUUUAUUGAGCCAGAACAGAACUAGAACAUUCAUAAGGCACACACACACGCACACACACACAUACAUGCACACACACACUCAUCUAGAAGUGCUCAUUACUGAACAUCACAAGUGAAAACAGUACUCCAUCUAAGUAAAAAGGAGCCAGCGCUUUUGUUCCAAGCAGGCAGAGGGAGCCGAUUCAGUGUAGUUGCCUUCAUUUUCUCUCGCUGUGAAUUGACGACUCUGUACAGAAGUAGGGUAGAGGUGGAGACAGAGACUGAGAAGCUGCCGCACCGUCCCUACAGAGCAGGAGGGUCUGCACCCAUAAGACUGGCCAAGUGUCUCCGCUGUUCUCUCUGGUUGUGUGCUUUAGGAAUUUAAAAAGUUCAAAUGACUGCCUUGUUAUUAUUUUGAACAAAGUAUUCGAUUCGUUGACUGGGUUGACACCGCGUCGAGGCAGCAAGUGCGGAUCGGUGUUGCCCCUCCCCUCGUACUUUGCUGUUAGAGCCUAGCCAGUUAAAGUGAACUUUAUUCCUGUGUUAACUGUGACGAGCGAGACUGUAAACGUCACAAAUGCACAGGGCCGACCAAUUGGUAUAACCGUGUACAUAUAGACCACACAUGAAUCUACUUUAUUCUUACUGUGUAAAUAGAGACACCAGAUGAUCAAAAGCAACAAAAGGUAAUAAAUACUAUGGAAAAAAAAAGACUUCUUGUACUGCAACAAACUGAUGAAAGUAAAAAA